This is a messenger RNA of Electrophorus electricus (electric eel), 3031 nucleotides long. The record is from RefSeq and is a predicted model, not a curated record. NCBI's taxonomy places the organism in Eukaryota, Metazoa, Chordata, Actinopteri, Gymnotiformes, Gymnotidae.
UUAUCUCUGGAGUGAAAGUCUUUCCUAUUGACCAGCAAGGUGAUAGUUAGAGUGACAUACAGACCAUAGGAGUUAUUGGAGGAGAGGAAAGGAGCUGCCAGACACCACCAUACAACUUAGGGGGAGCGGAUACGCAAUAAGCUAUAGUACAUGCAAACACACACAUGUAUCUAAAUUGCCAUUUGGAUUUAUUCCACUGAAACUGUUGUUGUCAAUAAUUUUAACUUUAGUAAUGUUUGUACAGUUUUCAAGUGCGCUAAAUUAGCUACUUUAAACCAGUACUCACAUUGUUGACCCUUCUCCUUUAACAGAUGAUAUUAUUCUUUGUAUUUGCAUAGCUCUGCCCCCUCGGCCAAACACAGACUCAGGAAGGCCCUCCUACUCAUUUCAGAGUAAACUAAACUAAUCUCAGAGUUCUGCUCUCUCAGUGUAGUUAGGCAGGAAAAUGACAGAAACAAGUAUUUCAGAAGAUCAGGACCAGUUCAUCUGUCCAAUCUGUGUGGAUCUACUGAAGGAUGCAGUGGCUACUCCCUGUGGACACAGUUUCUGUAUGGUGUGUAUUAAUGGCUUCUGGGAUCAGAAUGAUCAGAGGAGAAUCUACAGCUGCCCUCAGUGCAGAGAGACUUUCACUCCAAGACCUGUUCUACGCAGAAACAACAUGCUGGCUGAAGUGGUGGAGAAACUGAAGAAUAUAGAACUCCAAGCUGCUUCUCCUGCUCACUGUUACACUGGACCUGGAGAUGUGGAGUGUAAUUUCUGUACUGGGAGAAAACUCAAAGCCAUCAAGUCCUGUCUGACAUGUCUGGCCACCUUCUGUGAAACUCAUCUCAAACCUCACUAUGAAGUUGCUGUUCUGAAAAAGCACAAGUUGGUCAAAACGUCCUCACACCUACAAAAGAAGAUUUGCUCUCAGCAUGACAAAGUGAUCGAGAUCUACUGUCAUACUGAUCAAAGCUUCAUCUGUUAUUUAUGUACAAUGGAGAAACACAGAGGCCAUGAUACGGUGUUAGCUGCAACAGAAAGAACCCAGAAACAGAGUGAUCUAAAGGAGGAGCAGAGGAAAUUCCAGCAGAGAAUCCAGGAGAAUGAGAAGAAGGUCCAGGAGCUGAAGCAGGCUGUGGACACUCUUAAGCGCUCUGCACAGGCAGCAGUGGAGGACAUUGAGAGAAUCUUUACUGAGCUGAUCCACUCCAUUGAGAAAAAGUGCUGUGAAGUAAAAGAGCUGAUCAGAGAUCAGGAGAAGAUUGAACUGAGUCGAGCUGAAGGACUCCUGGAUCAACUGGAGCAGGAGAUUGCUGAUUUUAAGAGGAGAGAUACUGAGAUGGAGCAGCUCUCCCACACAGAGGAUCACAUCCAUUUCCUCCAGAGUUUCCAGUCUCUCUGUGUCUCUUCUGGAUCUGAGGACUCUCCCAGCAUCCCUGUCCAUCAACAUCUCUCUCUGAUCUGAAAGAGUGACUAGAGGAAUUCUGCAAGGAGGAAUUCAACAAAAUCUCUCAACAAGGUAAGAGGAGCUAUCCUGCUGUGAAACAUAAUGAUGGAAAUCUCUACUUACUCAGUGACAGGGUAAAGAAAGCUAUAAGAUUACCUAAACUAGAUAGAAGGGAUUUAAUGUACCUUUGGGAUUCUACAAUUAAUAGUGCCUUAAACUGGUAAAUGUCAUUCAUGCAGUUCAUGUUUGGACUUUCAUGUGUUGAUGGAUUGAAAUCUUCAAAUAUUUCUAGUGUUCAAUGUUCUUACUAUUAAAAAAUAAUCCCACACAUACAGAGAGAGACAGAAUAGAGAGAGAAUGAAUUUGCAUUAAUAUUAUUUGCAUUAAUAAUAAAUUAUAUUUGACUGGUUGACUAAUUGAUUUAAACUUCACAUUAGGGUUCUGUAGUAACCUAGCAACCAUAGAAGGACAAAUGAAUGAAUACAAUAACUUCUGGACACUAAUAUUACAUCAUGAUUCACUAGUGAUCAAACAUGAGAAGGAAUUAUUUGUUCUUGUAGUAGUGGCAUUGGAUGGAAUAAUUUUAUAUAAUAGCAACCAGGAGGGGGCGCUAAUACUCAUCUAUUGAUGAACAUAUUAAACAUUGUUCUUGUUAUUGACUCAUGAAGAAAUGCUGGGGUAACAGGACCUUUGUGUAUUAAAUAUGAGCUCUGUGGGAUAAUCUACCAUUUUACACUAGAGGGCGCUAAUACUCUUAACUAAUGAUGAAGUAUUACACAUUGUUCCUGUUAAUAACUCAUAAAGAAAUGCUGUAGUUAGUUUGGCUGUAUUUCAAAUAGUCUACUACAUACCCACGUACAAAUAGGGCCCAAAAUCAGUGUGUCAUUUGGAGUAAAAUACAUUUUUCCAGUAUGUCAAAGAUACCCAGGUGACAUACUACUUCAGCCAAAUAUUCCAGUUCAUGACCAGAGACCCUGUCAGUUAACAGUGGUGGAAAAUCUCAAGAGUGGUUGGAACCUAUGCCAUAUGCAGUAUACACAGACAGAUGUAAAGAGAGAGAGAAUCUUCCUGAUGAUAUUUACUGAUCUUCCCCAAAGUCCAUAAUUAACAGAAAGAUUAGAGAAUGUUUUUCUUCAUAAACACUUAAACCACAUAUAAUCCCACAUUUAUUCUGAUCAUUUUCUGUCUUUCUGGAUGGAUUAUUUGGGUCUCAUUCAUUCUGUUGGAUCAUUUUGAUUCUGUUCCUCCAGAGCUGCAGCAGUUCAGGUUUUACCUUCAGAGCCAAAGACCAGAGAAGAUUUCCUGAAAUGUAACACACACACACACACACACAGGCACGCACACAUUCAAAUAUUACUUGUACACCUGGUUUUAAUAUGAACAUGUCAUUGUUACCAUGGAGAAAAACACAAAUGAGUGUAUAUUAAUUAAUAUUAAUAGAACUUGUAAAUAAAAACCUCAAAUGUUGUUUCAGAUUUUUAUCAGUUGACUCUGGAUCCAAACAUAUCGUCACCUCACCCUGUCUGAGAUGAACAGAGUGGUGACAUGGAGUGAGAGAGUCCAGCCAUACUCUGAUCAUCCAGAGAGAUCUGACUACUUGUC